UUAGCAUUUCUGGGAACGAAAAUUAGAGUAAAAAUCAUCUCAACGAGUUCGAUGCGAUUGCGCAUUGAAUCCUUGAGUUUUUAAUUCUGGAAAAACUAUUUACUGUAUUUCACGUGUAUUUGUUUUGGUUAGCGAAAUACAAGAACACGAUGGAGGAAAAGAUCAAUGCUGAAUUCCUUUAUAAUGCAUUUAUAAAAAACGAUAACUCCUAUAAGUAUUUGCAUAAAUUUGUAAGCUUUGCUGAAGAAUUUAAUGAAAGUAAAUCAAAUUAUGACAUUGUCAAAGAAUAUUUACAGUUCUCUAAUAGUUGUGAUGAAUUACUGCCUUUUGUGAAAGAAUUAGCAAAUGCAGAUUCUCAAAAUGUUGGUGUGGUUUUGAAAGCUAUGUGCCACAUUCUUAUUCGAGUGGCAGGCGACUUACAUGUACAUGAAGCAGCUGGAACUAAAAUCGUAAAAGAUGUGUUACUGCAUGGUAUGCGACUCAUAUUUCAAUAUUUAAGACCUCAAAAGCGUCCUGCACAAGCAAGGUUAGCUUUACAUCUUUUAGCUUCAAUGGUUGCAUUAAGCAAACAAGUAGCUACUCAAGUAGUCGCCAAAUUAGAUUUCAGUCAUGUCAAUUUUACGCAUUUACUAUUCAACACAAAUACUAGAGCUGAAGAAGAUGUUAGAAGUGCUUUUUUGAAUUUAUUAGUUUUGGUUAUCACUAUCUGUGAUAAUAAUGUAAUUCGUCAAAUUGUGGAAGUUAAAGGUCUUUUAAAUAAUGUAUUUCCAGGACUGCUAACUGAUCAUGCAUCAACAAUAACUCUUGUUUUGAAUACCUUUCGUUCUAAAAUUGUUGAAAAUAUUGAUAUUCCAAAAACUUGUAAGCUUCGUCUGUUCAACGAACAUUCUUUAAAAUUUGUGAUUGAAUUGUAUUCUUGGAGAGGCCCUUUGAAAAAGAAAAAGUUUAUGAAGCGUAAAUUAGGAGAAGAUGCAAAACCUCUGUGUUAUGAAGUAGGAGAUGAAGAGGCUAAAGAAGUUCAAUUAUGUGCUCAUCAAUUUAUGCUUUCUUUGUGCUCUUCAGUUAAAUACGGAAUAAUAUUUCGAGAUCCUUCAUUAGGAUCAUCUGGAAGAAAUUUUAAUUCUGUCAUUACAAACAUUUUAAAAUGUUUUACCAAACCUUUUGCUGAUGAGUUAUCUUCAGAGUUUGUGAUAUCUGUUCUUAAAGCUUGUCCUGAUCAAGUCAAGUUUUUUCUCCCACUUCUAAAAGAUAGUUUUGCACCAAGAAUCUCUGUUUUGUGGGUGAAAGCAAUUGAGUUUUUUGAGAAAGCAAUCAGGUCCCUUGAUGUAACUUCAUAUUUAUUUAAAUCAGGAACUAAAUUUCCUAUGCCCACAUUGACUUCAAUCUCCAAAACAUUUUGUUUACCUGGUCUUCUAAGUAUUUCAACUAUAGAAGAGACAUUCAUACUUGGUCAUCCAGUAUUAGGGUACUAUGUUAGUAAUUACUUAUCAAGCCUUUUGGAGCAAAUAAAAUCUGUGCUAGAUUUCUGUGAGCAUCCAACUUCAGACUUAUAUGAUCCAUCUGAAUUAGCUGCAUUUCGAAAAGCAUUUUUACCAUUAGCAUUGCGAAACUUACCUAUAACAAGAGGACUAGAAAGUUUUUGGAAUAAAAUCGUAUCUGGAGAAAAUAUUUGGUUGAAAGAUGAAGCUUUAAGUGGCUUUCCUUCGCCAAGUUGCUUCGAACAGUUAUUUGCUGUACUAAAAGUAAUGAAAGUUUUUCAAGAAAUAUACCAAAAUUCACAAAAUAAUCACAGUUUUAAUUUUCUUCAAAUGCUACACUCUUUGCAAAAGUUUGAGUCUUUGACAAAAAAGGAACUUUUGCUUGUUCGCAUAGAACUUGUAGAUCUUAUAGCUACUCAACAGCAAGGAACUAUUCUCUUAGCAAAAGAGGAUUCAAAAAGUAUUCCUUUUCCGCCUGUGUUGGAUGUUUAUUUAACAGCUGAAGAACCGGAAGAAAUCCUUAUGGCUACACACUUAAUACACAAAGUUCUCUGGCAUACAAAAUUGUUUGAUAAUUGCAAAUGGGAAAUUGAAGUGUGGUUAGAUGCAAUCAAAAGUACCAAAUCUCAAGAUUUAUCUGCAGUAUUUGAACUUUUAAGUGAUUCACUUAAAGUAUCUCUUGCUCAACCAAACCUUGUUUCAUUUGAAUCAUUUGAUGUUCAGGGUCCUGUAAAUAGCAUCAAUGAAAUAACUGAUCCUUUAGAAAUGUUAAAAGGCAUUAUAGAUGAGGAUAAUGAUGAUCAUAGUGGUGCUUUAGAAGUUGAGCCAAUCGAAUAUUCAUCAGAAAGGUUUUGUUUCAGUAAUUUGGUUCCUGCUAUUCUCCAACAAUUUGCAUCUCUGAAUAAGAAAGAUAAAAAAGUUUGCAGACCUUUUGUAGAAAAUGCUCUACUUCUGGUACUUCAUCGUCAAUUUUCAACCGAAACUCUAUUUGAAUUAGUUAAGAAAUAUGAAGAUUCUCUUGAUUCAACAACAUUUGCAUAUUUCGACUUGCUCCAUUCAUUAAAAAGAGAUAUUCAAGUUGAUUCAUUGAUAUCAAAGACACAAAGUGAUGCAUGUGAAAAGAAUCUAAGUGAACACCUGCAACAAAUAUUUGUUAUUUUGCUUAAAUCUGACAAAGGAAAUGCUUGUUCUUGUACAGUAGAUAUGACAUCCUUCAAUCCAAAUCAGGACUCUGCACGAAAUAUUCUUUGGCAAUUGUUAUCAUACAUCAAUUUUGAAUUGAAACAUUUACUUGAAUUUCAAGAUAAGGAGUCUUCUUUGUUGAUAUUUAUAGAUUUCCUUCAAAAAUUAUAUGGUUCUUUGAAACCAUACUUUCAAAAGGAAGAGCACAAAAAUUUUGAUAUGGAGAAAUCAAGUGAUAUCUCAUCUAAAAAUGCAGAAAUAAACCUAGAAGGAGAGAUACUCUCUCACCCUGCUAUUCUGAAGUUAUUUUUACAAACUGAAAAUACCCCUAAGUGUAUUUCUAAAUUAUUGAAAAAAGCUUCUAGGACUAUUACAAAACUUGUGCUAGAUAUUACUCAAGAUAUGAUGAGUUUUAAUAAAGAAGAGCACCAUUUGUAUAUCAGAAAAUACAAGCAAAAAGUUUUAAAUUACAUCCAUGAAAGUUCUAGUAAUUUAAAAUGUGAUGAGUUAGAUCUACUUUCUAUAAUAGGAGCUUUCUCAUCAUUCUAUUCAAGCCGGGAAAUUGUACUUUUACUUGAAAAUUUGCCAAAUGUCCAGCAAUCUGAAUCAUCAUUCUCAUUGUUAGUGUUGCUUGUGAAGCAAUAUCUUGAGACAAAGAAUUUCAUUACUUUAUCUCCAUCUUGUGUUGAUUCAUUAGUUUUGAAGUAUUCUGCUAUGUCCAAAAAGCAGAAGAAGAUUUUUAUUGAUAUAUUUCUUGAAGUCUUCCACAAACAUCCAGCUUACGGUUUACAUGUUAAUAAAGAUUCAUUCUGGCUUCUAUUAGAACACAGGUCAGAUAAAGACCUAAAUGUGCUAGGUGCUUUAAUUGAGCUCAAUAAAGAACUUCGCCAACUCACUCAAGUACAUCUUGGAGAAAUUACUGAAGAUUUUAACAACUUCAGUUUCAUGUUCCUCACCAGUAGAUGUCUGAGUAUGUGUGAUAGUGAAGAUGAGCAAGAUCAGAAAUUUAAAACUACCAUCUCAGAUGUAUUCUGGAAUAGUAUUACUCAGUUUCUUAAUGAAGAAUUAGAGAGGGAAGUAGAAAAUUUUAAAUUCUGCAAAGCAGAUAAAGCUGUUCAAAAUCUGCUGCAAGAAAAUUUUAUUUCUUCUAAGAAGUUGAGUAAGUUUUGGAAAUCCCUUCUUGGAGAUUCAAAAAGUUUAGAAUCAGCUCCUGCUCCAUCUAAAAUGUCUGUGUUGCUUCAACUUCUUAAAAUAUGGAAAACUCAAAGAUGUGAAAAGGGCAAAAGCUUAAUUCCUGUCUUGCAGAUUAUUUUUUCAUGGAUGACAAUCUGUUUACCUAAAUUUCAAGAAUAUAUUGAUUUGAUUGCUGCUAUAAAGAAUAUACUCCAGGACCUAGAUGAAAUAACUUUAUCUGACUUUCUUGAUGUUAUUCCUUUUUUCCAAAAAGCGUUAAAAGUAUCAAUGAAAUGUGAUGGAGUUGGGGUAGAAAUUUUGAAGAUUUUGUCUGUUUUGUGUGCAAAAUCAAGAAAUGUUAAUUUGCCAGUUCAAAAUCUGCAUGAUUUAGUCAUUGGACACUCAAAUUUUUUCAAUAUAAUUCUAACAGAUGUGAAAAAUGAUGCAAGCUUAAAAGAGGGUGUUAUUGAACUACUGACAGUUCUUGCAAAACUUGAUGUUUCAGUCUGUAAAGAACAACAUAUAGGAAUAUUUCUCGGUGCAUACCAUGGCACCAUGUCUAGGAUAGAUCAAAAAUUGCUAUAUUUGAUCAAGAUUUAUUCAGACAAUGGUGUCAAUAUGAUAAAAUAUAGCCCUUUCUUAUGGGGUAAAGCUGCAAUUGCACAUUAUUCAAUUGUAAACAGUGGAGAACAUCUUAAUUUAUCGAAGCAAGCUAAACUUAAAGAUAUUGCCAGUCUAAUCUCGUCUGAAAAAAUUGAAAAAACUAUUCUUCAUUAUCCUCUAAAAAUGGCUUUACAGCUUUCUCUGGAAUUUGUAGAAGACAUUGACAAGGAAUUAGCUUGUAACAUUUAUGAUUUACGUUUCUUUCUGCCUUUACUUGCAAAUCUGCUGUCUCCUGGUUCCUAUGUAAAUAUCCACUGUUUCCUUGAAUCAAAACUUUUAUUCCUGGUAUUUAUUUCAUUGAGUAGUUAUGAUUCAGAUCUCAGGGCUCUUGGAUAUUAUUGUCUUUCUCAGUUUUAUCACCAUUUAGAAAGUUGGAGAUCUCAAGAAAAAGAAGUUUGGAUAUCUCUUUUAGAGUGCCUGCGUAAUGAUAUAUCAUCUUCCAAUCCUAAACUUCCAUGCAUUAUUACAUUAUUUCUUGUUAGAGUAACUGAAAUAUUCAACAAACCAAGUAAUUCUCUAUAUCCUAUUCUGUACAAAUUUAUUAUGACAAAACCAGCCUUAGAUGUCACUCAUGUUCCUGAAUUUUACAAGUUAUUUAACAGUGUAGAGUUAGAGCAUAGAAUACAAAGGUUAUGGUUAUUAAGCUUACUUGCUGAUGGACUUCGUACAAGUGUAGAUUUUCAUAUUUGUGAGAAGCGAUAUAUUUUCAGUAUAAUGAAAUCUCUUUGUUGGAGCACCUUAUCAUCGCAGCAGGAAAAAAUUUCUGUUCUUCGUGUUAUUUUGUCCGCUGUUAAAAUUGAGUCAUCUGCUCGAACAUUAUGUCAAAAUGGUUUACUAGUAUGGCUACAUAAUAUAUUAGAACAGUGUGAAAUGACUGAUGAAAUAUCACCAAUUUUAAAAGAUAUUUUUGAAAAUGUCAGUAAAGCUGAUGCUGAAAAUGGAUCACUAAUGCUUUUGCAAAAGUUAAAAGAGCAUCUUCUUAAAUCUUCCUUAUUGAAUCAUCACUCCUCUACAGUUUCACAAAUGGAUAUCAGUUGAGAAUUUGCAUUUUAUAUCACCUGUAAAUAGGCUUUUAUAAAUAAAUAAUGAAAGAAUAAAA
Messenger RNA from Parasteatoda tepidariorum (common house spider), 5595 nucleotides. RefSeq names its product nucleolar pre-ribosomal-associated protein 1. Lineage: Eukaryota; Metazoa; Arthropoda; Arachnida; Araneae; Theridiidae. Gene Ontology annotation, biological process: maturation of 5.8S rRNA from tricistronic rRNA transcript (SSU-rRNA, 5.8S rRNA, LSU-rRNA); maturation of LSU-rRNA from tricistronic rRNA transcript (SSU-rRNA, 5.8S rRNA, LSU-rRNA). The record is from RefSeq and is a predicted model, not a curated record. Gene Ontology annotation, cellular component: nucleolus.